UUCCUUCUAAAUUAUGAGCUCAUUUAAUUAAGAUUAGCGGCUCCUCCGUAAUUAACCACAUCAUGCGUAUAUGUGUACUUAACGCUACAUUACAGCUUUGGUGAUCGCCUUUGCUUGCUUCUCUCCUCCUCAUCCUUUUUCCUGUUUCCUUCCGCUUUCAUGGAGAAGGCUCCAGCCGGUGCAUCGGCCAACAGGCUCGUGUGGGACUGCGGCAGCUCUCUCUACGACUCCUUCGAGCUUGAGUCGUUGAUGAGGCAACUCGACUCCGCUGGCGCCGCUCGGUGCUUCUCCAUGCCGCACUCCGCCGUGCCUCCUCCUCCUCCUCCUCCUCUUUCGGCGCCGCUGGGCCAAGCGCGGAGGAAGCGCUCACGAGUCGCGAGAUGGUUCAAGAACAUGGCGUGGUUGGUGCUGCGAUCAAAACCGCUCAAAGAACAUGGUGGAAAUUCCAGUUCGGGCUGUCUUGCUUCGAUCUCAGAGGCGUGGGGGAGGGAUCUGGGAUCGCCGGAAUGCGGCCGGAAGACCAUGUCGGAGCGGUUUACCGGCAGGACCAUCGCCGCCAAGGAGUACUCUGUUCAUCGUAGCAGUUGUGUCUUAUGUGGCGGCCAUGACUGAUCCAGUUCUUGAUGACAAUGUUAGCUUCUACGGGAAAUUUUCUUGAAUCAAGCUUCUAAUUAAAUGCACAUUACAUCUUUUUGUGCUGUAAUCUCUUCCUUGUUAAGUAGGAACACCAAUUCAUAUUUCCUGUGUGUGUAGAUCAGUAGGAACAUCAAUCUGACUUUUUGAGAAUUCUUUCGUUCCCUCAGUUUGAUGCUUUUGAUUGCACUCAAAAGGUUGCUUAUGUUGAUAUCGAGGUCAACCAUUGUUUAAUUGCACCUCGAAGUCAACCAUCGGAUACUUGCACUGUUUAAGAGUUGGGACGUCAACCCACAUCCCACUAUUGCCUGCCUCGUUGUCAACGCGCCGGUCCUCGCCGCA
Messenger RNA from Musa acuminata subsp. malaccensis (wild Malaysian banana), 975 nucleotides. RefSeq lists its product as uncharacterized. NCBI's taxonomy places the organism in Eukaryota, Viridiplantae, Streptophyta, Magnoliopsida, Zingiberales, Musaceae. The record is from RefSeq and is a predicted model, not a curated record.